Molecule: messenger RNA, 255 nt
Organism: Necator americanus (New World hookworm)
Lineage: Eukaryota; Metazoa; Nematoda; Chromadorea; Rhabditida; Ancylostomatidae
Exons: 1
Coding region: 1-255 (84 amino acids)
Source: RefSeq, a predicted model, not a curated record
AUGGGCAUACGUGUUGAUGGAAGAUUUCUCUCGAACCUUCAUUUCGCGGACGACAUCGUUCUUCUUUUGACCAGUACCAAUGAAGCAGAAACGAUGCUCAACGAAUUGAACGAAGCAGGGAAGAGAAUAGGACUACGAAUAAACAGAAAGAAGACACAGUUCAUGAAGAACGCCCACUGCGAGGACGGAGGAGUACAACUUGAAGGCUCCCAAAUCGUGGAAACUCCGUCAUACGUAUACUCGGACGUUCUAUGA